Fomitopsis serialis is the source of this 1827-nucleotide messenger RNA. RefSeq lists its product as uncharacterized. The record is from RefSeq and is a predicted model, not a curated record. NCBI's taxonomy places the organism in Eukaryota, Fungi, Basidiomycota, Agaricomycetes, Polyporales, Fomitopsidaceae. The transcript has 11 exons. Gene Ontology annotation, molecular function: snoRNA binding. The annotation marks the transcript as partial. Gene Ontology annotation, cellular component: small-subunit processome; box C/D methylation guide snoRNP complex.
GGCGCUUGGUACUGCCUGUUCAAGCUCACGGACUCGGCAAAAAUCGAGAGCGCGGACUUAUGGGAGGACUUUGAGACACCAGAGAGGGCAAACAAGCUUCUGAAGCUCAAGUCGCUUCACCGCUUCACGACUACUGCAAUAGCAGUUGAGGAAAUCACCGCUCUUCAGGAAGGCAAGCUCGGCAAGGGCCUGAAGAAGUUCUUGUCGGACGAGGUCGUUGGGAAGGGCAAGGGGAAGGAGACGUUGGCUGUAUUCGACGCGAAACUCGGUAAUUCGAUCAGCAAAAAGCUUGGGAUUAACGUCGUCGGAAAUGACUCUAUGGACCUGUUCCGUGGUAUCAGGGGCCAGUUGGCUUCGCUCCUGGACGGGCUGGACCCGAAGGAUCUUGCGACUAUGAGCUUGGGUCUGAGCCACUCAUUAUCCGGUGACUUCAAGCUCAAGUUCUCGCCAGACAAGGUUGACACGAUGGUGGUUCAGGCUAUCGCGCUGCUCGAUGACCUAGACAAGGAAAUCAAUAUCUACGCCAUGCGUGUCAAGGAAUGGUACGGCUGGCACUUCCCCGAACUUGCAAAAAUCAUCGUAGACAACCAGGCGUACGCCAAGGUCGUGAAAACGAUGGCGACCGUGAAAGCCGCCGCCGAGAUCUCCAUGGGCACCGAAAUCUCUGACUCCGACAUCGCCCACAUACACUCCCUCUGCGACCAGGUCGUCGCCAUCACCGUGUACCGCACGCAGCUCGCGGAGUACCUCCGCAACCGCAUGAACGCGAUCGCGCCCAACCUGACGGCGCUCGUCGGCGAGCUGGUGGGCGCGCGGCUGAUCAGCCAUGCGGGGAGCUUGUUGAGCUUGGCGAAGCAUCCCGCGAGCACGGUGCAGAUUCUGGGGGCGGAGAAGGCGCUGUUCCGUGCGCUGAAGACGAAGCAUGAUACGCCGAAGUACGGGCUAAUCUAUCAUGCAUCUCUCAUCGGUCAAGCACCGCCAAAACUGAAGGGAAAGCUCGCAGAUGGCCCGCAUGGUGCCACCAAAGCCGCCCUCUCAAUUCGUGUCGACGCCCUCUCCGACGUCGACACCAAGUCCGAGCCCCAAGCACCCUCAAUAGGCAUCGAGAACCGCGCCAAGCUCGAGGCGCGGCUGCGCUCGCUGGAGGGGCAGGGCGACGCCGCGGUGACGAAGACGUACAACGACAAGGCGGACUUCGUGUCGACGCAGCGCGAGCCGGUCGAGAGCGCGGUGCAGGCGGCGCUCGACGUGAAGGCGGAGAAGAGGAAGGCGAAGGAGGAGAGGCGGGCGAAGAGGCGUGCGGAGAAGGAGGCGAAGGCGACCAGCGAGAAUGGUGAUGGGGAAGAGACGAAGGAGAGCAAGAAGGAGAAGAAGCGGAAGCGGAGAGACAGCGAGGCGGAGGAGAUGGUCGAGAAGCUGAAGAAUCUGGAAACAGAGGCAGAGACGGAGGCGGAGCGGAAGGCGAAGAAGAAGGCGCGUAAGGCGGAGAAAGCGGCAGCGCAGCAGCGGCUGCGGCAGCGAGGCAAAUGGGUCAGAGUCUACAAAAAAGAAGCGAAGAAAUCUGAGGCAUAGCCCUUUCUUUCACUUCGUUUCGUCGUUGUAUCUGUCGUCCGUGUUUUGUGUUGAUAUCUGCACUCCAUCUUGUUUCGUGACGUACGUCGCGCUGCUAGUCGAUCCCGCAUCUGCAGGCAUCCAUGGAAUGUGGAGAACUGUUGUCUUCGUACGUGAUGAUGACCUUCGCUCGUGUUCAAGCGUAGUCAAUUUUCCUACCGCUGACCCACGGAAACAUGUAUGCAGUCGUAUGCAUGCAAGUCAGUCUUCUGUCAC